GUCGCACAAGAAAUUCCAGAUAGUAAACAAAAGGUCCACUAGCAUUGUAAUUUUUUAUGCAAGCAACUUUGCACAUAAACAAAGCUACCUACACGAGAAUCAGUCUGGUUUUGCACGGCAGAGGACACAUUCCAACAUUGAAAGGUUUCCCGGGUAGUAGCUGACUUGUUCAACGAAAAGUUUGGAUUUGUCUUUCUGGAGUUCGUGACCUUGCUCAAGUAUAGUGAUUUUUUACAAGUGAAGACUAUGCUAAACUUUUUGUCGUCGAAAAAAUCCUCCAGUGCUGGUCCACUGAUUGGAUACAAAAUCACCAACAUAGAGCGGAGCAAGAAGUAUGGCGUGGCCGCCGAUUCACUUCGGAUGCUAAAAACGAAAGCUUCCGAAAAAUUCAAGUUGCAACACUGUCGUGUCUACCUGGCCCAGGACGGCGUCGAAGUGUUAGAUGAGGACUAUUUCAGUACGCUUCCGGCGCAAAUCCUGUUCGUAGUAGCGGAGAAAGAUAUUAUAGUGAAAACUGAUUUCGAGCUCAUGUAUGACGCAAUCAGGACCACUCAUAGCGAUCUGCUGCAGGCCGGCACCAUGGCUAAGGAGUUUGUGAGCAACAAUCAGAGUGAAAUUGCUCGACUGUUGCAGGAUGCGCAGCGAUUGCAGGAUGAACAGACGGCUAGAAGCUUACGCAGCGAGCAUGGAGAGUGGUUUGAAGGAAUGGACGAAAAAUUAGGCCGCACAAAGGAGGAAAUCAUGCAGCGCCGCGGUCAGGAUCGAAUUCGGGGUUACUUUUACAAAACUAAAGACGAACUGACCAAGUGUGCUAUCUAUCGGAAGAACUUGUUGGCUAAGGAGUUGAUCGACGAAAUGCUGGAGUUGUUCCGCCAACUGCUGAUCGGUUUCGAUUAUUUCAGCUUCAUAUUUGACCGAAGCCACCCACAGCGUUUACCGGAUGCUAUGAUUCCAAACUUGGUGCUAACUAACGAGGAGAGUAAGCAUGAGCAGGACGAGGUCGAUGCCCAACGGAUCAUGCCAAAGCGUAUGAAGUUGGCAAUUAAGAAAUCCCUGGAGGAUGACGAUAAUGCAAUUGGCAAGUACAGGAUGGCACUGUGCAAUAGUAUCGGGGAGUUCCGCUGCAUGGGACUGUGGAACGAGAAGCAAUGCAGAUAUGGGGCACACGUUAUCAACCCGUAUGCCAGCAGGGAAAAUAUGAUUCUGUUUCAAGUCUGGAAUUUGGACCACCAGGUCGAAAUAAGUCGCACCGUACUACCUUCCAUAGUGGAAAACGUGACGCGAGUAAUUGCGAAUAGGGCAGAUGCCAUAUGUAAGAUACACAACCGUAAAGGUAAAAAUCUUUCUGUGAUAACCUAUUUUAUCGAGUUGUUUACGCUCGGGAACCUCAAAUUGGUUCACAUCGUUUGUCAUGACAAAAGUAUGCAUGAUUUGAUCUCAAGAGGGGCUAUUAUCUGCGACAAGUGCGCAGAAUUUAAAUAUAUUACACAGUUUCAAAGCAAAAUGCGCUUCAAUAAAGACGCUUUAAUGUAGUAUUA
Messenger RNA from Topomyia yanbarensis, 1538 nucleotides. RefSeq names its product DNA fragmentation factor subunit beta-like. Gene Ontology annotation, molecular function: DNA endonuclease activity. The transcript is spliced from 4 exons. Gene Ontology annotation, biological process: apoptotic DNA fragmentation; apoptotic process. Gene Ontology annotation, cellular component: cytoplasm; nucleus. Bases 247 to 1533 code for a protein of 428 amino acids. Lineage: Eukaryota; Metazoa; Arthropoda; Insecta; Diptera; Culicidae. The record is from RefSeq and is a predicted model, not a curated record.